GAGCAGCAAGAGGCAGCCAACUUUUGAAGAGGUGUUGUUGAAUUCACAAAUGCUGAAACAGGAUGAGCGGACUGGAAAUGUGGACUUACAUGCUUGUGGUCACUGGGUAUGGAAUGAUGAAAUGCAAAGACUGGAGUUUGUCAGUGGGUCCAAUCCAAAAGUGGAAGGUUCCUUGAAGAAAAGAAGGGAAACCGGUGUCAGUUUCAGUGAUCUUCACAAGCGACCUGAGGGGUUGGCUCAGUUCGCCACAUUGUACGGUAGGGGGCGCCAGAGCAUCAGGAAGACACUGAGCCCUUCCCAUCUGAAUGCCUACAGGUCCUCACUGAUGCAGAGGCAGGGGGUCCACGUCACCACUGAUGAUGUCAAACAGGUGGCUGUCAGUUUGCUGCAGGAGAAUUAUUCCCUUCCCAUUCCAUCCUGUUUCAUGGCAGUAUUGAAGAGUAAAAAGCUGGAUGAACUCACGGCUGCCCUGCUGCUCUAUCUGUCCUGUUACUUUGAGCUCAAGUCUCUGGAGAAUAAACCUAAGCCCCUCAUGGCUGAACCGAGCAUGACUGAGCGCCAGAUGAUGGCGAAGACGUCAGCCAAGGUGGAGAUGGCUCAGAAGAAGCUAGCAGUCUGCUACUUCAGUUUGGUCAUGGGCCCAGAAAUGGCACUGCACCAAAACAAGUCUGGCCACAAGAGCUGGGUGUCGUCAACCUACAAAGAACUGCUGCUACAUGAGUGCUUGUACAGGUUCAUCUGCUAUGUGGGCUGGGUGACAUUUGGCAGGAAACACCUGAGGGUCAUCCAAGAGGAGGUGGGGCGCCUGUUGCACUCUGACACCUUCAACAGUGCACCAAGGAACAGGACCGAUCGCAACUCAGGAGAGACCCGGCCCACCCAUGACGGUUCAGUGGACACCGGACAAACUGACCCCAAGGAGCGGGGAUGUAAAGGAAAGUCCCAGAGGCGCCCCGGCCUCAGCAGCAUAGUGACUCAGCGUUCCCCACUGAUGGUGUCCCUGUUGCCCUUGCCUAAAGAACAGUCCCCCCAUCUGUUCCUGGGCAUCAAGGCCAGGAGGCAGAGCCCACCGCCAGCCGAGCUCUGUGACACCAACACCCUGAUGGAGGAGCUCGACCAGCAGCUGGCCAGUGUCAGCUUUGGGAUUCUUGGCCAGCCAUUGAAACAGUUCAGCUGCACUACGCUGCUACCCAAAGGAAGAAAGAAAAAAGAUGGGAAUGUGGAAGAUGAUGAGGAUGAGGCUGAUGAGGACGAGGAUGAUGAUGCUGAAGACAAUAACAAUGAGCAUUCCUGCAUCCGUGUUCAAGGUAGCAAGUCGUCCCUCAUGAGAUGCAAGUCGACUGGUGUUGACAGACAUGGCAAGACCAGCCGCACCAACACUGGCAUCUCCAGAGCGACGACCGAGGCAGUGACCUCAGAUACUGAAUGA
Messenger RNA from Myripristis murdjan (pinecone soldierfish), 1429 nucleotides. It is a transcript of the gene ppp1r36, whose product is annotated as protein phosphatase 1 regulatory subunit 36. The record is from RefSeq and is a predicted model, not a curated record. The transcript is spliced from 11 exons. Lineage: Eukaryota; Metazoa; Chordata; Actinopteri; Holocentriformes; Holocentridae. Gene Ontology annotation, biological process: negative regulation of phosphatase activity. Bases 50 to 1429 code for a protein of 459 amino acids. Gene Ontology annotation, molecular function: phosphatase binding.